CUGCUCUCCUCCUAAGUGAAGUCGUGAUGGAGAAAUCCAAAAACUUCCGAAUUGACGCCCUGCUCGCUGAUGAGACUCACCGGGUGAGCCGAGACCUCUCCCCCGGUCUGAGCAGCGACAGCCCGGCAGGCAGCCCGGUGUCCUGCCGCCGCGCGGACACACCUUCUCCGCGGGCCGCACAACUUCAGGGACUACUUCACAAACCGGGUCUCCUUAAUCUCCCUCAUCCAGGACUGGCUUCAAUCCCCGGCAUGUAUCCUGCCCCCAUGUACCCUUUAUCCGCAUUGGGUGGCCAUCACCCCGCGUUCGCAUACACCGGUUUCACACAGACCUACCCGGACCACCUGAAGAUGGCUGCCAUGGCGGGCUCUCUGCCCCUGGAGCACUGGAUCCGCGCCGGGAUCAUGAUGCCAAGGCUGCCAGAUUACAGCACCGGCCCUCAGGCAGGUCUCCUGGGGAAGUGCCGGAGACCCCGCACCGCUUUCACCAGUCAGCAGCUGCUGGAGCUGGAGAACCAGUUCAAGCUCAACAAAUACCUGUCCAGGCCCAAACGCUUUGAAGUGGCCACCUCACUCAUGCUGACUGAAACACAGGUCAAGAUCUGGUUCCAAAAUCGCCGGAUGAAGUGGAAACGCAGCCGUAAGGCGAAGGAGCAGGCUGCCUCUGCUCCGUCCGACGCACAGAGACUACGCAAUGGGAAAAAAACAGUCACGGACAAAUCAAAUGAGAGCAGGCGAGCUUUGGAUCAGGACGACAGAGGGAUGGAUCUUGAUAUGGAGGAUGUAGAAGAGGAGGAAGAGGAGGAGGACGAGGAGGAAGAAGAAGAAGAGGAGGAAAGCCAGCAUGGUUUUCCUGUUGGGAAGCCACGAUCAACAAACUUCUUGCAGCGCACCACUGAUGUUAGCUACAAUCCCCACAGCCCUUUCUCUGAUGAGGAGCUGGAGGGGGUGUCAGUAGGAGGCGACAGGAAGAUCGGGGCGGGACUUUGAACAGACAUGAAGGAAACAGGUUUCACUGAAGAGACAUUACACUGGGACAUAUCUCUGUUUCUGCAAGAGACAAUUUCCAAAUACACACAAAUGACACAAAUAUACUGUAUAAACUGAAUAAAAUCAUCUUUGAGUACUGUACAUGUCAUAGCAUGCCGGGAAAAAAAGGUGCUCAUUCCCUUCCUUCCAUGUAGCUGUUUCUAGGCCAUCACCUUGUCAAUUUGUCAAUUUGCUCCAUCCACUGAAAGCUGGAGCUCAGCCCAGUGAACACACAUGACCACAUAAAUGAAGGAUGCAAAUUGAACUUAGGUGCGUUCAGACAGCAGGAGAAUGUACAGCCUCCACUGCAUCAUGAAGACAAAAAAAGAAGUUAAACAUACUGUGUCACUGAGGAAACAACACAAGAUCAGAAACAUCCGCUGCUCCAGAUGUUUUUGGGGACAAAUACUUUGCUGACUAUCUUCUGUAUUACAUUUAGUUUUGUGCAUUUUAUGUGUAAAUAUUGAUGGGUUUUUCUGUGCUUGAUGGUGUUUCUGAAUUUGUUCUUGUCACUGACAUGUAAAUGAAAGUAAUUUAUUUGAAUGGUUGAAAAGAUGAAUCAUCCGUGUAUUUAUCUGAAACGUGUUUGUGGUGUAACUGUGAAAUAAAAAAAUGAAAAG
This is a messenger RNA of Notothenia coriiceps (black rockcod), 1648 nucleotides long. It is a transcript of the gene mnx2b, whose product is annotated as motor neuron and pancreas homeobox 2b. Gene Ontology annotation, biological process: central nervous system development; spinal cord motor neuron cell fate specification; neuron projection morphogenesis. Gene Ontology annotation, molecular function: sequence-specific double-stranded DNA binding; DNA-binding transcription factor activity, RNA polymerase II-specific. The record is from RefSeq and is a predicted model, not a curated record. The transcript is spliced from 3 exons. NCBI's taxonomy places the organism in Eukaryota, Metazoa, Chordata, Actinopteri, Perciformes, Nototheniidae. The coding region runs from base 27 to 989 and encodes 320 amino acids. Gene Ontology annotation, cellular component: nucleus.